Octopus sinensis (East Asian common octopus) is the source of this 449-nucleotide messenger RNA. RefSeq names its product early growth response protein 1-like. Gene Ontology annotation, biological process: regulation of transcription by RNA polymerase II. The transcript has 2 exons. Gene Ontology annotation, molecular function: RNA polymerase II cis-regulatory region sequence-specific DNA binding; DNA-binding transcription factor activity, RNA polymerase II-specific. Lineage: Eukaryota; Metazoa; Mollusca; Cephalopoda; Octopoda; Octopodidae. The record is from RefSeq and is a predicted model, not a curated record. Bases 33 to 329 code for a protein of 98 amino acids.
CCUCCACGUGUGUGACAAAUUAUUCUUUCAUAAUGAAUAAUUUAACUGAACGGAAACACUCUCACACAGAAGAGAAGCCAUAUCGUUGUAUUAUCUGUGGUAAAUCAUUCUCUAAAAGUGGUGACUUGACUAAACACAAACGUGUUCAUACAGGAGAGAAGCCAUAUCAGUGUGAUAUCUGUAGUAAAUCAUUUUAUCAAAGUGGUGACUUAACUAGACACCAACGCAUUCAUGCAAGAGGGAAACCAUAUCAUUGUGAUAUCUGUGGUAAAUCAUUCUCUCAAAAAGGACUCUUAUGUACACAUGUGAGUAUUCAUACACAGGUGUAACUGUAUCAAUAUCAAAAUUUAUUACAACAGGACAACAAUUAUGAAUAUUUUGUCUGCUAAAAGACAGGGUUUAUUCCUCUUCAAGCUUGACAUUAUCAACUUCAGUUUCUUGGAUGUCAA